CAACAACCCCCCCCCCCCCCCCCGAUGGUUGGACUCAGAUCUUUUGCAAAGAAAGGAUUCGCCACAAGAUUUAGUUGAUAAUCGUUGCGGUUUCGGUCAAACACCCCUCCGUUUAGACGAGAAGCGCACCAUGCUGCUGAGCGUCUCCCUGCUGGUGCUUCCCCUGCUGAGCAUGCCCGGCUGCGGCUCGUCGUACGUGCCGUGCGAGCCGUGCGAUCAGAAGGCCCUGUCCAUGUGUCCGCCGGUGCCGGUGGGCUGCCAGCUGGUGAAGGAGCCCGGCUGCGGCUGCUGCCUGACGUGCGCGCUCGAAGAGGGCCAGCCGUGCGGCGUGUACACCGGGCCGUGCACGCGCGGGCUCCGCUGCCUGCCCAAGAACGGCGAGGAGAAGCCGCUGCACGCGCUCCUGCACGGCCGGGGGGUGUGCAGGAACGAGAAGCUGUAUAAACUGCUGCAUCCGUCAAAAGAUGAAUCUCACGAUGACGCUCUGCUACCCGUCCCCGAGACAAUGCUGCCCCAAACCAAGGUGCCCUUAUAUGGAAGAGAUCACAUCAGCAGUCGGAAGGCCCAGGCCAUGAAGCAUGCCAAGGAGCGCAAGAAGCAGCUGGCCAGGCUGGGACCUGCCAGCAACCUGGACUUCUCAACGCUAAGCCUGGAUAAACUGGACCCUGAGUUCGGGCCCUGCAGGAGAAGACUGGAUAAUCUCAUUCAGAGCAUGAAGGACACUUCUCGGGUCUUGGCUCUCUCCCUGUACAUCCCCAACUGUGACAAGAAGGGUUUCUUCAAGCGCAAACAGUGUAAGCCUUCUCGUGGUCGAAAAAGGGGCAUCUGCUGGUGUGUCGACCGGUUUGGCGUGAAAAUCCCCGGCAUAAACUACGCUGGGGGCGACCUGCAGUGCAAGGAUCUCGACAGCAGCAGCAACAGCAACGAAUGAGAGCUGAACCGGUCGUACCCGUUGAGCCCUGUUCUUCUAAACACCUGCCAAUCAAGCUAGCACACUUAAUGACUGCCAAUCAGGAAAAUAUGGCACAAAUGCUUAUGUAUGGUCAGGUGUGAUGGACUGCGUUAUAGUUUUUUUUGUUUGUUUGUUUUUUUUUCCGAGGGGAGCCAAACUGAAAAGCUUGCUUAGAUGAAAAUCUGCAAAUAUAGUUCUUAAGUCUGGCUCCCCACUGACUGUGUACUAUGUUGGAGGUUAGCUAACACCUCUUCUCUUUAUAUCCAUAGAUAAUAGAGAAUUAUAUAUAUUUGUAUGAUACUGAUAAAUGUUGUGUACUGACUCUGAGUGUCAAGUUAUCUACUGCUAAAUUUACUCCAAGAAAUAAUGAGACAAGACAUAUUUAGAUGUGGCUAAAAAUCAAUAUUUUUGUUUUGGUGAUCAACACAAAAGUCGGACAGUUAAGAGACAUCGUCAAUAAAAUGAGUCAGUUCUCAUUUGAAUUAGCAAUGUUUUACUAAUUGUUAAUCGUGUGAAUGGCAUCCCGAUGUAAGAGGAAUUUUUUUAUAUAUCAAAUUGCGACUUCUGCUAUUUAAUCCUGCCCUCGACCUACUGUCACUGAACACUAUCCUACUUGUAGGCCACUUUACCAAGCACAAAAAGGGGGGAAGGAUUCUGCAGAAUUCCUGUAGGAGACUGGGUAUAUUAUAUUGUCAUUGUGGGCAGGAGACAGGCGGAAUCAGCUGACAGCCAUUUCAUAUGCCAUAGCCAUUUCAGCAUGAUGAUUUUUUUUUUUAACAUAGAUUCGGGAACAAAUGAAAGUUUGCCAUUUUAUUGGGGGGGUUGUGUACCGGACUCUUUCUUGGCUGGGACCUGCGGGUUGUCUGGAGCCAAGAAAUAGAAAUCUGUUUUCAAAACUCAAGAAAGUCCACAGAAAUUCAGCUUUAAAUUUUGGGAAAUAAAGUGAGAAAUCAACAACAGAAUGCUUACGAUUUACGGGAAUGUUUUUGCCAGUUGAAGAUGCUUAUUUUGUCAGUCCCAGUUAAGUCUGGUCUAAAACCUUGUCCCCACAGUGCACUUAGCCAUAACUGUAGCUCUUUAUUCUGCCGCUGUCAGAUGAAUCUUGUGUGCUUCUGCUUGUCUAACUUAAUGUUCACCAGUGAAGAAAGGCCCACAUUACUUUCAUGAACGAGCAAUUUGGACAAAGCGUCACUCAUAAACCAAUGUAAUUUACUGUAACAGGAGAGAUAUUUGACACUCCUCCUGAAAGGGCUUUUGAAGUCGUGACAACUGCGCCCACUGUUUGUAAAUGUAAUUUCAGUGUGUGUGUCUGUGUGUCUGUGUGUGUGUGUGUGUGUGUGUGUGUGUGUGUGUGUGUGUGUGUGUGUGUGUGUGUGUGUGUGUGUGUGUGUGUGUGUGUGUGUGCAUGCUCCUGAGUGCGUCUGCAUGGGUGUGUACUGUAUCUAUACCAUGCCCUUAUAGUUCUCAACUUCAAAAAGCUCUGGUUUAAAUUCUCACAAGUCCAGACUGACCAAGCUACUGGCCAACACACGAGGUGCCGUGCAUUUCCCUUCACAGCUCGCAAACAAAUCACGUUGUUUAUUUUUCCGCGUGAAGGGUCUUCACUGCCACCACGCAGGCAAAUCUGUUGGCCGAUGGUGACUUGCUCUCAGGGUAAAUCAUGUCCUUUAUCCUGCGAAGAGCAAGGUGGCUAAGUUUGUAUGUAAAUUCAAGUGCCUUCUGCCCCAUGCCACUUUGAAUUUUGGUUUGCAUGUGGAUCCAGUGGGUUGAUGAAUGCGGCACGCUCCAGCACGAAAGAGGAAAACAAUUUCAGGGGUCGAUGUGGUCUGAAAGAUUUUGUGUUUUUAUGGUCUUCAGUUGGUUGCUGACAAAGAUGAUCACGGUCGUCCAGUCAAGCGCUGCUGAACAUGUGAUGACAGAGGACAAAUAUCUUUGUUCUAUAUUUCAAAAUUUGCAUAACAUCCUUUUUUUGUUGUUGAUGUUGCUAUAAUCUUAAUGUUCAGUUAAUGACUCUUAUAAUCUCUGACAUUCCUAAUGUCUAAUCACUAUAUUGAGAGGUGAGCAGAGCUUUGACAGGGGCUCAUCUGCCUAUUCUUCCCAAUAAACACCUCUCUGUAUGUAAACACAACACAGUGACACUUUGAACAUUUCAGAAUCUCAAUUUUAAAAAAAGAUUAAUGUGAACAUUAUGGUGAGAUAUUUAUCAGGCGUGUAAUUGAUGUACUCGUUUAUUUUGUAAUGACAAAUCACUA
This is a messenger RNA of Xiphias gladius (swordfish), 3204 nucleotides long. It is a transcript of the gene igfbp5a, whose product is annotated as insulin-like growth factor binding protein 5a. Gene Ontology annotation, molecular function: insulin-like growth factor I binding; fibronectin binding; insulin-like growth factor II binding. Lineage: Eukaryota; Metazoa; Chordata; Actinopteri; Istiophoriformes; Xiphiidae. Gene Ontology annotation, cellular component: extracellular region. Gene Ontology annotation, biological process: regulation of insulin-like growth factor receptor signaling pathway. The coding region runs from base 131 to 931 and encodes 266 amino acids. The record is from RefSeq and is a predicted model, not a curated record. The transcript is spliced from 4 exons.